UUCGGGUGUACCUCAGCGGUGAGGGCGAUGAAGGACCAGCUUCUGGAAGGCAGAGUUUCGGAGUGUUCAGAGACCAAGCCCUUUUGCCUGCUUCACGACAGUAGUGCGCUGUUUUUCCACUACUCCCAUUUUACAGGGAAGGGAUUUUGAGGCUCUGCGACCUGCUGUACGACACUAGGCGGAGAUGGCAGGCCCUGGAUUAGGGCACGAGCCUUCUCACUUCCAGCCUGCACUUGCCUCCUGUCCUGGGGGUGCCUGAGUGGGUCACUAUUCCAGGGGCAGGGCCUCUGCCCUGCUAGGAACUGGACAUUUCUGGCCAGCAGAGCGCCCUCCCCUCUGCCCAGGGGCGCAGUCGGGCGCCCGGGAAGACUCCGCCCCUCGCGGAGGGGUUCCCUGCUGUGAUUGGCUGAUCGCUUCAGUGAGUGGCGCGAUUGGACCCCUGGUAGCCGUUGGAAUUUGAACUCGGUGUUGGUGGUUUGGCCCGCGCUGCGCCAGCCUCGGAGGCGGGCCUUGGUCUCAGCCUGCCGCGGAUUAGCGGGUUUCUCGACCAACGUCAAAGCAGUCUCGCUGAUUGCCCGUGAGCCAGUGGGAGAAGGAUGUCUCCCCAGCUGUACGAGUUCCAUCUGCCUUUAUCCCCAGAAGAGUUGUUGAAAAGUGGAAGUGUUAACCAGUAUGUAGUACAAGAGGUAGUGUCCAUUAGACAUCUGCCAUCCCAGCUCAAAGCAUUUCAGGCCACCUUCCGAGCUCAGGGGCCCCUAGCUAUCCUGGAACACUUUGAUACCAUCUAUAGCAUUUUACAUCACUUUCGAAGUAUAGAUCCUGGCCUCAAGGAAGAUGCUCUGGAAUUCCUGACAAAAGUGGUGUCCCGCCACUCCCAGGAGCUUCCAGCCCUCUUGGAGGAUGCAACUCUGAGUGCAUCGGACAGAAGUGCCCACCUCAAUGCCCUCAAGAUGAACUGCUAUGCCCUCAUACGCCUCCUGGAAUCCUUCGAAACUACGGCCAGUCAGACAAGCCUUGUGGACCUGGAUGUGGGCGGGAAGAAUAAGAAAUCUCGGAGCAAAGCAACCCAUGGUUUUGACUGGGAAGAAGAGAGGCAGCCAGUUCUUCAGCUGUUAACACAGCUCCUCCAGUUGGACAUUCGUCACCUGUGGAACCACUCAAUAAUUGAAGAGGAGUUUGUCAGUUUGGUUACUGGCUGCUGCUACCACCUUCUGGAGAAUCCUACCAUCACUCACCAGAAGAACCGGCCCACCCGGGAGGCCGUAACACACCUGCUGGGUGUGGCCCUGACACGCUACAACCACAUGUUCAGUGCCACUGUGAAGAUUGUCCAGAUGCUGCAGCACUUUGAACACCUCGCACCUGUACUUGUGGCAGCCGUGAGUCUAUGGGCAACGGAUUACGGCAUGAAGAGCAUCGUGGGAGAGAUUGUAAGAGAGAUUGGACAGAAGGGUCCUCAGGAGCUGAGUCGGGAUGCAUCGGGAGCCAAGGGCUUCGCCAGCUUCCUGACGGAGCUAGCAGAGAGGGUGCCUGCGGUCCUGCUGUCCAGCGUGUGUGUGCUGCUGGACCACCUGGAUGGAGAGAAUUACAUGAUGCGCAAUGCCGUGCUGGCAGCCAUGGCAGAGAUGGUGCUGCAGGUCCUGAAUGGGGACCACCUGGAGGACACGGCAAGGGACACCAGAGAUCAGUUCCUGGACACCCUGCAGGCCCACGGCCACGACGUCAACUCCUUCGUCCGCAGCCGUGCCUUGCAACUCUUUACCCGGAUCGUGCAGCAGAAGGCGCUCCCUCUGACACGUUUUCAGGGCGUGAUGGCCUUAGCCGUGGGGCGUCUGGCUGACAGGUCAGUGCUUGUGUGUAAAAACGCCAUCCAGCUGCUGGCCAGCUUCCUAGCCAACAACCCCUUCUCCUGCAAGCUUAGUGACGCUGACCUGGCUGGGCCACUGCAGAAGGAAACCCAGAAGUUGCAAGAGAUGCGGUCCCAGAGGCAGAGCACAGCAGCUGCCGCUGCAGCCGUGGAGCCCGAGGAAGAGUGGGAAGCGAUGCUGCCAGAGCUGCAGUCCACCCUGCGGCAGCUCCUAGAGCUCCCGCAGGAGGUGGAGGAUGAGGAGGCCCCCGAGGAAACUGCUGCCGCAGCAACCGCGGAAGAGGCAAAAGGACGCAUCCGUCAGCUGCUGGCCAAAGCUAGAUACAAGCAGGCCAUUAGGGUCACUCGAGCGGCCAGGAGCCACUUCCCGGAGUCUGAGCCCUUCAGGCUCACAGAUGCAGAGGAGUCAGAGGAGACCAAGCUCCUGAGCCUCUUAGGAACCAUCUUCAAAGACCCGGCAGCUUCCGCUCAGAUCCCAGGACAGGCCAUGGGGACAGAUGCACCUGCAGGCCCCAGCGGCAGUGAUGAACUGUUGAAGCAGGAGAUGCUGGUGCAGUACCUACAGGACGCCCACAACUUCUCCCAGAAGAUCACGGAGGCCAUCGGCAUCAUCAGCAAGAUGAUGUAUGAAAACACAACGACAGUGGUACAGGAGGUGAUUGAAUUCUUUGUGAUGGUGUCCCAGUUUGGGGUGCCCCAGGCUCUGUGUGGAGUGCGCCGCAUGUUGCCUCUCAUCUGGUCCAAGGAGCCGGGUGUCCGGGAAGCUGUGUUGAAUGCCUACCGCCAGCUCUACCUCAGCCCCAGAGGGGACUCGGCCAGGGCCAGGGCCCAGGCUUUGAUUCAGAAUCUCUCUCUGUUGCUGGUGGAUGCCUCGGUUGGGACCAUUGAGUGUCUCGAGGAAAUUCUCUGCGAGUUUGUUCGGAAGGAUGAGCUAAGACCAGCAGUGACACAGCUGCUGUGGGAGCGGGCCACCGAAAAGGUCCCCUGCUCUCCUGCGGAGCGCUGUUCCUCUGUCAUGCUCCUCGGCAUGCUGGCUCGAGGAAAGCCAGAAAUCGUGGGGAGCAACUUAGACACGCUGGUGAGCAUAGGGCUGGACAGGAAGUCUCCACCAGACUACAGGCUGGCACAGCAGGUGUGCCAGGCCAUUGCCAACAUCUCUGACAGGAGGAAGCCUUCCCUGGGCAAACGCCACCCCCCCUUUAGGCUGCCUCAGGAGCACAGGCUGUUUGAGCGGCUUCGGGAGAUGGUCACAGAAGGCUUUGCCCACCCGGACCCGCUCUGGAUCCCAUUCAAGGAGACUGCUGUGACCCUCACCUACCAGCUGGCAGAGGGCCCCGAGGUGAUCUGUGCCCAGAUGCUGCAGGGCUGUGCCAGGCAGGCUCUGGAGAAGCUGGAGGAGAAGAGCUCCAGCCAGGAGGAGCCCAGCCAGACCAUCCUAGUACUCCCCACUUUCCUCCUCAUGCACCUGCUGUCCCUGGCUGGGGAUGUGGCCCUGCAGCAGCUGGUGCACCUGGAACAGGCAGUGAGUGGAGAGCUCAUUCGGCGCCGAGUUCUUCAGGAGGAGCAGGAGCACAAGACCAAGGAGCCCAAGGAGAAGAACACGGGCUCUGAGACCAUGGAGGAGGAGCUGGGGCUGGUCGGGGCCACGGCAGACGACACAGAGGCCGAGCUCAUCCGUGGCAUCUGUGAGCUGGAGCUGCUGGAUGGCAAGCAGGUCCUGGCUGCUUUUGUCCCGCUUUUGCUCAAAGUCUGCAACAACCCCGGUCUCUACAGCAACGAAGACCUCUGUGCGGGGGCCUCGCUGGCCCUCGGCAAGUUCUGCAUGAUCAGCGCCUCUUUCUGCGACUCCCAGCUCCGUCUUCUGUUCACCAUGCUGGAGAAGUCACCACUGCCCACGGUCCGCUCCAAUCUCAUGGUUGUCACCGGGGACCUGGCCAUCCGCUUCCCCAACCUGGUGGACCCCUGGACCCCUCAUCUGUAUGCCCGCCUCCGGGACCCAGCUCAGCAGGUGCGGAAGACAGCAGGGCUGGUGAUGACCCACCUGAUCCUGAAGGACAUGGUGAAGGUCAAGGGCCAGGUGAGCGAGAUGGCCGUGCUGCUCAUCGACCCUGAGCCGCAGAUUGCAGCCCUGGCCAGGAAUUUCUUCAAUGAACUCUCCCACAAGGGCAACGCCAUCUACAAUCUCCUUCCUGACAUCAUCAGCCGCCUGUCAGACCCUGAGGGCGGGGUAGAGGAGGAGCCUUUCCACACCAUCAUGAAGCAGCUGCUGGCCUACAUCACCAAGGACAAGCAGACUGAGAGUCUUGUGGAGAAGCUGUGCCAGCGCUUCCGCACGGCUCGGACUGAGCGGCAGCACCGUGACCUGGCCUACUGCGUGUCACAGCUGCCUCUCACAGAGCGAGGCCUCCACAGGAUGCUGGACAAUUUCGACUGCUUUGGAGACAAACUGUCAGACGAGUGCAUCUUUGGGGCCUUCCUGUCUGUCGUGAGCAAGCUGCGGCGUGGCGCCAAACCCGAGGGCAAGGCUGCAGCAGACGAGUUUGAGCAGAAGCUCCGAGCCUGUCACACACGAGGCCUGGACGGCCUGGAGGAGACCGGGAGCCAGAGAGCCAACCCCGCCCGGAAGCUGAGCACAGUCUCCGUAGCCCCAGACAGCGACUUCGUUACACCCCGGCCUUGCCGUACCACCCGCCGGCCGCCGCCCACUCAGCAGCGCAGCUCCAAGAGGCUGCCCAGGGUCGUCUUCUCCAGCGAUGAGUCCAGCGGCGAAGAGCUCUCGGCGGAGAUGAGGGAAGAGGAGACACCCCGGAAAACGACGCCCAUCCGCAGAGCCUCUGCCCACCGGCGUGGGCCCUAGAGAGGCUGCCACCGUCCCUGGAGUUUUUAGCAGCUGCAUGCUGUUCCACACCCGAGGCGUUGCCCUUUGCUAGCACCGUGGGUAGGAGUUUGCCCGUCUGCUCUUU
Molecule: messenger RNA, 4830 nt
Organism: Fukomys damarensis (Damara mole-rat)
Lineage: Eukaryota; Metazoa; Chordata; Mammalia; Rodentia; Bathyergidae
Gene: Ncapd2
Product: non-SMC condensin I complex subunit D2
Exons: 32
Coding region: 597-4724 (1375 amino acids)
Biological process (GO): mitotic cell cycle; meiotic chromosome condensation; mitotic chromosome condensation
Cellular component (GO): condensed chromosome, centromeric region; nucleus
Molecular function (GO): histone binding
Source: RefSeq, a predicted model, not a curated record